Molecule: messenger RNA, 285 nt
Organism: Microthlaspi erraticum
Lineage: Eukaryota; Viridiplantae; Streptophyta; Magnoliopsida; Brassicales; Brassicaceae
Source: the annotation of a GenBank genome assembly
AUGAUAUGUAGAUCGGCUCCUGGUUCGCUCCGAGUCGACGGGAAAACACCAUUGAAAGUUCACUGCCGUCAGAUCGAGAUCCACAGAAAUAAGUCUCGGGAAAAGAUCAUAACUCUAGAUCUACUGCUCCGAUUGCGGAUCCGCUUUUUGCUACAGCUAGCUAAGAGAGUUGAGAUCAUGGUUACCGAGUUUCAGACCGAUCGGAGUAGAUUUGCCUGGUCGGAUAUCUGCUGUACCGAAACACCUCAGAUCUGUCUCCUUCCGCCCUCUAGGUUCCUUCAGUGA